Candidozyma auris is the source of this 1593-nucleotide messenger RNA. It is a transcript of the gene SRP101, whose product is annotated as Signal recognition particle receptor subunit alpha. The coding region runs from base 1 to 1593 and encodes 530 amino acids. Lineage: Eukaryota; Fungi; Ascomycota; Pichiomycetes; Serinales; Metschnikowiaceae. The transcript has a single exon. Gene Ontology annotation, cellular component: signal recognition particle receptor complex; endoplasmic reticulum membrane. Gene Ontology annotation, biological process: SRP-dependent cotranslational protein targeting to membrane. Gene Ontology annotation, molecular function: GTP binding; signal recognition particle binding; GTPase activity. The record is from RefSeq and is a predicted model, not a curated record.
AUGUCCCAGUCACUUAUCAUUUUUGAGCCCUCGGGAAAAGUGCUCUACCAAGUCAACAACAAGAUCUCCCCCUUCAAUGAUCUCAUCUAUAGCAUUGUCAACGAGAGCCAUACAGAGCUCAACCCGGGCUUCUACACCACUCUGGCCAACCAGAAGCGAUUUUACGCCUUGAAGAAGGGCAAUUUGUACGCUGCAUUGUAUUUCGACGUGGUGACCACGUUGGAUAAUGCAAAGGUCAAGCUGUGCUUGCUGGGAGUGUUGAGAACGUAUGCAACUGUGACCGAGGAAGGAACAGAAGAGAAGUUGCCGAAGCUUGUGGAGUACCAAUUUAAUCAGUUGAUGAAGCUCAAAACGGGAACCCCAGUGGCAACUACGCCAGACAGAGCAACAAAGAGCUCCGACAGCAAAGUGGAGAAGACCGUCAAGAAGAAGGGCAAAGUGAUGAGGAAAUGGGUCAAUGGCGAAAUGGUGGAGGUUUCAGCAGACGACGGCGCUUUGGACUACUCUGAAGGAAAAAUCGAUUCUGCUGAUGCUCUUGCGGAGGAGAAGCUUGUGGUUGACAAUUCGAAUUUCCAGCGCUCGGAUGACCUCGUGCUUGUGAGUGAGCUUCAGGACAUUUUGGGCGACCUGGACAGCGAAGACGAGGAUAAGCCUGCGCCCAAGACGUUGACAAGCACAUUUUUUGGUAAGAUCUCGUCGUACUUUGGUGGCGCUGCCGAUAUCGACGAUGUGUCGAAGAAAUUCUACGACCAGCUCAUAUCGAAGAACAUAGCUCCUCCUACUGCCACCACCAUUAUAGACAAGAUUAAGACAACCAUUGGAAAAAGACAGGUUACUGCGGCAGAGUUCAAGCUGGUGCUCACUGAGGAGCUCACGAAAACGCUUACGCCCAAUGUGUCUACGGAUUUGCUUUACGAUAUCAAGCGCAACAGCUCAAGCAAAAGCAGACCAUACGUGAUCUCUGUGGUUGGCGUGAAUGGUGUGGGCAAGUCCACCAAUUUGGCGAAAUUGGCAUACUGGUUCUUGCAAAACAACAUGAAUGUGUUGAUUUGUGCUUGUGACACCUUCAGAUCAGGUGCAGUGGAACAGUUGAAAGUGCAUGUGAACAACUUGCAGAGACUCAAUUCGGCGUCUGCUACAUCCUCCAAGAUAGAUCUUUUUGAGAAGGGAUACGGUGGAGGAGACCAUGUGGUGAACACCGCCAAGCUGGCCAUUGCCUAUGCCCAAGAGCAAGGUUACGAUAUCGUGCUAAUUGACACAGCUGGCAGAACCCAUUCAAACGCCAAGCUCAUGGCACCACUCAAAAAGUUUGGUGAUGCUGCCAAUCCAAAUAAGAUCAUCAUGGUGGGCGAAGCGCUCGUGGGUACUGAUUCGGUAGAGCAGGCCGUCAACUUCAACAACGCAUUUGGUAACCGCCGCAACCUUGAUUUCUUCAUCAUCUCCAAAGUCGAUACCGUCGGUGACUUGGUGGGUUCGAUGAUCAACAUGGUGAUGGCCACUCGUGUGCCCAUAUUGUUUGUGGGAACUGGUCAAACAUACACAGAUAUCAAGAAGCUCAGCGUCAAGAGCGUGGUGGAGAUGCUCACCAGGUAA